UGUCAACGCAACCAAACAGGCACUCUAUGGACAUAGAGGAAAGUGUCUGUUUACAGUUUUAAAUUCUUGCUGUGUUUUAAUCUAACCGGUCAGCAUGGCUGAAGCAGUGAUGCCUGCUAUAGGAUCGUUUCCAAGUGUUCAAGCGAUGGAAGGAAAACAGUUCAAAGAUCUGUGCAUGGUGGAUGGGUGUGCACGGAGCAGCGUUACAGGUGGCACAGACAACCCGCUCAUCGAAGUGGAGUUCAGCAUCAUGCAGUCUCCUGCUUUACCUCCCAGGGAUGACGACGAGCUGGGGAAAUUCUUGGACCUCGAGUUCAUUUUAUCUAACACCAUCGGCUCCGACGACAACGGGAACAUUUCUCCUCCGCAGCAGUGCGCGUAUUCCCUGCCUGAGUCACCGGAGAGCUGCAGCGGUGGUUCUGUGCCAGACUGCAGCGAGUACCCUCCCUCUCACCUGGCCCCACAGAGCUACCAAGAUACCGUGAGCUUUGUUGGCUCGGGCCCAGUCCGAAGUCUCAUGGAGGAGCUUCUCACGCCAGAGAUGAGCUACCCGGGGGAGAGUUCACCAGACAGCGCAGGCAAGGCGAGAGACGGGCGGGAGUAUACCGAACUGCGAGCGCUGAAUCCUGUCCCCCUUCCAGCGACUCCCGCUCAUCACCAAGUGGCCACAUCUCCUCCGCCGCUUGGAUACAAAAUUAAAACCGAGCCUGAAGGCCAGUCAUGUAUGAUGGCUGGUGGUGGUGGAGACUUUAUGGGACAGAUGUAUGAGAGACACCAGAUGCGCUCCGUACACCCAGCAGAUUUUACGCACCACCAAGCUACAGUUCCAAGUGCUUUGUCAGGAUUUGGUGCGCACCCCAUGCAACAUUCUGCGACUCAGGGACGUCCAGACUGCCAUUUGGCGCAAAUACACUCCCAUCAUCCCAAUCGACACCAUCUCCAAAACCAGUACGUGAACGCGCCCUACCAGCCGCAGUACGCACACCAGAGGUUGCCACAGUUUCAAGGACAGUACAGCAUGCACAGAGAGCCUGUCCGCGUUCACCAGCAGCACCAUCCAGCUUCUUUGCAGGGGUUGAUGCUCACUCCUCCAUCGUCGCCAUCGUUGAUGGACUUUUACUCGCAGGAUGAGGUGGGGGUCGUCAAACAGAAGCGAGGCCGCAGGUCGUGGGCAAGAAAACGCGCCGCAACGCACAGCUGCGAGUUCCCUGGUUGUGGGAAAACCUACACCAAGAGCUCUCACCUCAAAGCCCACAUGAGAACACACACAGGUGAAAAGCCCUACCACUGUAACUGGGAAGGCUGCGGCUGGAAGUUCGCCAGGUCAGAUGAGCUGACCCGUCACUUCAGAAAGCACACAGGACACCGACCUUUUCAGUGUCACCUGUGUGAGCGUGCUUUUUCCCGUUCAGAUCACCUUGCUCUUCAUAUGAAGAGGCACAUGUAGGUCACAUUAAACUUAUGGACACUUUUGUAUCCAACUCCAUCUUGGGAUCAUGCCCGGAGCAUCCCAGAAGAAGCACAAGCUGGCCCCUCACUACUGGAUAGUUUGUUCAUCUGGCCCAAACCAAUGAAACAAAACGUUCAUGUGGUGCCUUGGUAAAGAGAAGCAACCUGAUCCUCACAGGAACAUGUUUUUCAAAAGUCAAGUGCCUCUCCAUCAGAAUGAAUGCAAGUGUACAUAUCUGUGGAUAUAUGAAUAACUUAUAGUAGUUUGUAUUUAAGACAUUCCCUCACUCUGCCUUUUAAUAAGUUAUUGUUUGUUAGUGAGUGCCUUAGCAAGACUGCAUAUUUGCUUCACAAGAGGAAAACUUAUGUGGGCAGGACCCAGAAUUUUGUUCAUAUGUAUUUUUGUAAUGUAAUCUUUGAUACUACUCAAAUCAGGUCAGGGUUUUUAUAGACAAUUUUUCAUUAUAUUUUCUCAAGGUUGUUGUUAGAUGUUAUAGAUUUGCUACGUAUUGUUGGUUAGGCAUACAUUUCAGGCCUUUACUUUGUUCUGUAGAGGUUUACAAUGCCAACAAAUUCAGGUACUAAAAUGCAUUUUCAGUCCCAUUUUCAGGAUUACAAACACCAAGCUAAUAAACCCUCACAUACUAAAUUCAAAUGUUAUUUACAGCUCAGUGUUUUCUGGGGAUGCAACAUGUACAAUGUAUUUUGUUUAGGAAGGUGUGUUUUUUUGUUUGUUUUAAGAACGAAGAACUCCACUGCAACCAAUGGUUGAACUGCUGUACUUGAAACAGAAUUGCCAUUCUUAAUUUUUCAUGCAAUGCAAUUGUUUUAUGUGCUAAGGGCUCAGAAAAUAAACAUACUUUUACAAAUA
Molecule: messenger RNA, 2320 nt
Organism: Micropterus dolomieu (smallmouth bass)
Lineage: Eukaryota; Metazoa; Chordata; Actinopteri; Centrarchiformes; Centrarchidae
Gene: klf17
Product: Kruppel-like factor 17
Exons: 3
Coding region: 95-1447 (450 amino acids)
Biological process (GO): regulation of transcription by RNA polymerase II
Molecular function (GO): DNA-binding transcription factor activity, RNA polymerase II-specific; RNA polymerase II cis-regulatory region sequence-specific DNA binding
Source: RefSeq, a predicted model, not a curated record